CCCCGUCUCUCUCUCUCUCUCUCUAACUUGCUUCCACUCUGCUUUCCUUUCCUAUCUUCUUCGUCUCAUUUAUCUGUAAUCCGAUACGAUUACGAGUCUUCUCUCUCUCUCUCUCUCUCCUCGUGUCGGUCAAAUUCUGUUUCUGACCGCAGUUCCGUUGUCGGGUAAUCUUAGAUUUGUCUUUAAACCCUAGCAGUAGCAUAAGCGUCGUGUUCGGGCGACUCCGAUUCAACGUUUGUGGACCGCUUGGCAUUGUCCCGUUGGAGGUGAGCUUCCAGUGACCGAUCUCUGAUCUUCGCAGCUCAGGAGCUUCAGUUAAUCUCGCUUCUCUGUUGUGACACGCUUAAAGCUUGUGUCUUCGAUACAUGGUACCGUGAAAUUAGCUUGGUGGAGUGCUUUCCGGCCAUCUUCAAGUCGGCUGUAUUCCUUGCUGCCUUGUUGGACGAGACUCUGACUGCGACGUUGGGUUAAAAGCUUCGAUCUUUUUGCUGCUACACGAGCUACAGAAUUUUGACCCCGAAAACAGAAAAUUUGUGAUUGGAGAAGUGCCUUCUUUGCGUGUCAUCUGUUCGCUAUCCAUCUUGGCUUCUUAUGAAGAGGAUUUGAUCGUCUGAUUUGGUCAGAAACUUCUUCAUUUUGCUGUAAAUGUCGGUAGAGAGGUCGUUUGAAGCAUGGGAGGAGGUGCAGCGGCAUGGGCAAGACUUAGCGGACCGGCUUGCGCAGGGCUUCACCGGUUUAAUCCAGUCUCACAUGGCGCCUCCUCCAUUCUCGUGGCCGAACCCACAGAGCACCAAGCUCUUUGACCUCGAAUUCCCUGCCCAAAACUUCGUGAAGCCGGAUUUCAGAUUAGCCACUGAGAAAUUCAAUACCCCUGGGAUUCACGAUGGAGUUUCCGCUUUUUUUGAUAUUGGGAAUAAACUGGGGCAGGUGGGUGUGGAUUUCGGGAACUGCUUGAAUGGGUUCCUGCAACAGUUUUUCAGAGGCUUGCCCAUGCCUUUUCGACAAGAUGAGAGCUCGAUGAUUUCGAUGCCUGUCGAUGUGGUUGCGACAAGGGAGAAGAAUAAAAUGGGUGUGGGCUUACCUGAGGAUGUCGGGGCGAUGAGUGAAAGGUUGCGUGACUUUGGAUUUGUGGAGAGUGAGGAUGGAGUUGAGGGUUCAGUAGAAGAGGAAGUUGCAGGAUUUAAUCUUAGAGCGGCUGGGCACCUUGGCAGACCACAGGGAGUGGUAAAUAUAACAUCUACGUAUGAUAGCAGAACCCGUGAUGUAGAGAGUUCUUUGGUUGCAAGGGGAGAUCUAUGGAGAGUAGAGGCAUCGCAAGGGAGUUCCACCUCUCGAAAUGACAGCUCAUCUCUCUUCCUAGUUCAGCUUGGGCCGGUACUCUUUGUGCGUGAUUCUACACUCCUCCUUCCUGUGCAUUUAUCAAAGCAGCAUUUGCUUUGGUACGGCUAUGAUAGGAAGAAUGGGAUGCAUUCUCUUUGUCCAGCUGUAUGGUCAAAGCACCGGAGGUGGCUCUUGAUGUCAAUGCUUUGUCUCAAUCCUUUAGCUUGUUCAUUUGUGGAUCUGCAGUUCCCGAAUGGGCAAUUAACCUAUGUAUCUGGUGAGGGACUCACCACAAGUGCCUUUGUACCUGUUUGUGGGGGACUUCUUCAGGCUGAGGGUCAAUAUCCUGGGGAAAUGAGAUUUAGCUUCUCUUGCAAGAAUAAAUGGGGAACACGAAUCACCCCAAUGGUACAGUGGCCGGACAAGUCAUUUUCAUUUGGUCUUCAGCAAUCCUUGGCCUGGCAGAGAUCUGGCAUUAUGUUGAGGCCUUCGCUUCAAUUAAGCGUGUGCCCCACUUUUGGCGGAAGCAACCCAGGAGUGCAUACUGAGGUUACACAUUCUGUGAAGGAGAAUCUGAAUCUGAUUUGUGGUUGCGCCUUUGUGACUCAUCCUUCAGCAUUUGCUUCAGUGUCGAUUGGGAGGUCGAAGUGGAAUGGCAAUGUCGGCAGCUCGGGGGUAGUGGUGAGGGUGGACACGCCCCUGUGUAAUGUUGGCCGCCCUUCCUUCUCUGUCCAGAUCAACAGCGGGAUUGAGUUUUGAUCUUUACAUAAUUUUACCAAAGUACAGUUGUUGAAGUGUAUAUAUAGAUGUCUCCAACUGUCCCUUGUGAAUAUAAAGUUCACUCUUUUUUGGUGCAAGUGCCUGAAAUUUUCCGUACGAUGCUUUGUCAAGGUUACAUUAUCAAUCCUACUUGUUUGAAAGUGCA
Molecule: messenger RNA, 2245 nt
Organism: Punica granatum (pomegranate)
Lineage: Eukaryota; Viridiplantae; Streptophyta; Magnoliopsida; Myrtales; Lythraceae
Source: RefSeq, a predicted model, not a curated record